GUCAUUGAGAUUGUCAAAACAUUCUUGUUCCUAACCUUUUCUCCGUUUUUCUUUCCAUUAAUAAGUGUAGCCACGGAUUCGGGUAUAGGAAUCUGUAAAGGGAAAGAUGGCAUUUGUUGUGAUGGGUACUAUGAAGAAAACGGAACAUGUAAAGUUUGUCCAGGAGGAUUACACGGAAAAAAUUGCACACGAAAGUGCCCCGAAAACUCAUACGGAGAAUUAUGUCGUGGAAAAUGUAAAUGCACCACUGAGGAAACAUGUGAUUCUACUAAAGGAUGUGUUCUAAGAGGAGUAUGCACUGGUUCUGACGGAGAAUUCAAAUGCUGUUACAAUUACUAUCAACGCGUUAAAGAAAAAUGCACAGUCUGUUUCCCUGGUACUUAUGGCUUUAACUGCAGUGAACUAUGUCCAAAUGGAACAUAUGGCUAUCGAUGCAGAGAGAUAUGCAAUUGUAGCCCAGGUAUUACCCGUGACAAACAAUUCGGUUGUAUUGAUCAAGAAUCAUCGGAACCGUAUAAAAGAUAUCAAUUUGAAAUUUUGAUUUACACCCUCACUCCAGUUAUUUCAGCAAUCAUAUUCUGCCUGAUGAUAUUCUUUGUGGAGAAAUAUAUUAAACAAUAGUAAAUGCAUUUUCUUUUGUGAAAUGAUAAUUACUGAAUUGUUAAUAUGUAUAUUGCAUUUUAAUUUAUUAUUUAUAUUUAUUCUAUUUGCAAUGCUAAUUAUACCUGAUAAGAGUUGUUGCAGAGAUGCAUACAUGUAACAAAGAUUCGGGCAAAAACAUUUGUACGAGUAUCAAAGGCAUCGGUCAAAUGAAUGAAUGAAUUGAUUAUAUUGAAGACAUUUAUUAGAUACAUGUAUACGUAUCUCUAUUC
Messenger RNA from Saccostrea cuccullata (small rock oyster), 872 nucleotides. RefSeq names its product cell death abnormality protein 1-like. The record is from RefSeq and is a predicted model, not a curated record. The annotation marks the transcript as partial. The transcript has 7 exons. NCBI's taxonomy places the organism in Eukaryota, Metazoa, Mollusca, Bivalvia, Ostreida, Ostreidae.